Molecule: messenger RNA, 1469 nt
Organism: Paramecium octaurelia
Lineage: Eukaryota; Ciliophora; Oligohymenophorea; Peniculida; Parameciidae
Source: the annotation of a GenBank genome assembly
AUUAUAUUAUAUUUAUGUAGCCUAAUCAAAAUCAAUCUCCGAUUCCAGGAUCGGUUGAGAUCAUUAAAGGUAACAUCUCUUUUGUAUUGUGAGACAAACUCUAUUGGAUUUCUGAUCGCUAAGCUCCAAGAAACCAGCCAAAUGCAUUCUAUUUUUGCAUAGAUCAGGUAUUAGAUGGAGUCUAAUCUGUAUUAAGGAUCUUGUGUACGAGCCCUUUUUUGCAGAUUUCGGUCCAUUGAAUUUAGGUCACACUUACAGAUUCGUGACUGAAUUGGAGAAAUUGCUUAGUGAUAGGACAUAUCAACAAUAUGCCAUCUAUCACUAUACAAGUUUGGAUAGUGCUAAAAGAGCCAAUGCUGCCUAUUUGAUGGGUGCCUUUCAAGUGAUCAUCUUGAAAAUGAGUGCAGACGAUGCAUGGAAACCAUUCCAAUCCGUAAAGCCCGCUUUUCAAGAUUUCAGAGAUGCAAGUUACGGAUAAUGUACUUAUAAAUGCACGGUAUGUUAUUUUGUAUAUCCAUAUAGAUUUUACAUUGUCUGAGAGGCUUGGAAUAUGCAAUAAAGUUGAAAUGGUUCGAUGUUAGAAAAUUCAAUCUUAGAGAUUAUGAAUUUUAUGAAAGAGUCGAGAAUGGAGAUUUAAAUUGGAUUGUUCCCAACAAAUUCAUAGCCUUCUCAGGACCAUCUCCAAAUUAGAAAGAUGCUGAUGGAGUAAGUACCCUAUUUCUAAUUAGAAUCGUACAUUCACGCCUGAAGAGUAUGUCCCCAUCUUCAAGUAAUUUGGAGUGACUUGUGUUGUCAGAUUGAAUAAGAAGGCUUACGAGGAGUAAAGAUUCAUAAAAAAUGGCAUAAAACAUGAAGAAAUCUACUUUCUAGAUGGAUCAGUCCCAGGAGAUGAUAAGAUUUUGAGAUUCCUUGAGAUAGCUGAAAAAGAGAAUGUGGUGGCUGUACAUUGUAAAGCAGGAUUGGGUAGAACAGGAACCUUGAUUGCCGCAUAUGUGAUCAAGCAUUAUAGGUAAUGCCCUUCAUAAUUAUUGAAUAGAUUCCCUGCUCCAGAUUUUAUAGGUUGGAUCCGUAUUUGUAGACCAGGAAGUAUUUUGGGACCCUAACAAAUCUUCUUACUCGUAACUUAUUCGUAUUGAUUCCUAUAGCAAAAACAAAAUUGGUUAAUCAGUUUAGGAAAGGACUCUACAAUAUGGAAUCAAGUUAAGUAAAUUGCAGCCGAAGUCAACAUAGAAAAGAGAUUGAAGGAUCUGCAAUUAGGACCUAUGAGUGAGGGUAUAUACUUUAUUUUAUAAUUUAGCCGAUAAGAACAAGGCAGAAAAAGGUGAUUAAGAUUAGGCUUAAACAUUGAAUAAAGCAAAAAUAAUGAAGUAAAUAAUAUAUCGCUAAAUUCUCUAGUUAAACCUCAAAUUCACCUGGUUUGAAAAAAUGAAAGAAUAAUAAUAAUGUUAUUAAAUAAAUUUAGCCUAUCC